Messenger RNA from Electrophorus electricus (electric eel), 1529 nucleotides. It is a transcript of the gene sfrp1b, whose product is annotated as secreted frizzled-related protein 1b. Lineage: Eukaryota; Metazoa; Chordata; Actinopteri; Gymnotiformes; Gymnotidae. Gene Ontology annotation, biological process: non-canonical Wnt signaling pathway; canonical Wnt signaling pathway. The record is from RefSeq and is a predicted model, not a curated record. Gene Ontology annotation, molecular function: Wnt-protein binding.
CCAAGCUACAACGCGCGCGCAGUUGCAUUACUAUUGGUCGCCCGUUUUUUGUUUUUUUGUUUUGUUUUGUUUUUUUGCCUUUGCGCGACGAAACUGUAGGCUACAGCGGGGGUGUUUAAUACUGAGCAGAUCGCGAGAAAGACCUCACUGAAGUUUAUCCAUCUAUUUUUUUAUCCAAACAGGUUGCCACAGUCACCAUCUCCUAACUUGUAAGGGCGCGCCAUGAGGACCAUUUGCGCUCCGAAGCUGCUUUGGCUCGCUCUGCUCUGCGCCGCCUCUUCGCUGCGGGCGUCGGAGUACGAGUACAGCUGGAAGGACAUAGUAUAUACCUACGGUAAAGGUCCACAGUGCGUGCCUAUCCCGGAGGACCUGCAGCUCUGCUAUAGUGUGGGCUACAGCCAAAUGAUUCUGCCAAACCUACUGGGUCACGACACUUUGCAGGAGGUGAAGCAGCAGGCGAGCAGCUGGGUCCCGCUGGUGCACAAGCACUGCCACGCGGACACCCAGGUAUUCCUGUGCUCGCUGUUCGCCCCGGUGUGUCUGGCCAGGCCGGUGUACCCGUGCCGCAAGAUGUGCGAGUCUGUGCGAGACAGCUGCGCUCCGAUCAUGGAGGCUUUCGGCUUCCCUUGGCCGGAGAUGCUUAACUGUAGCAAGUUUCCAGUGGACGAGUUGUGUAUCGCCACGAACAUGACAGACAAGCCCGAAAGCUCAGACUACACUCCUUUGUGUCCUGUGUGUGACAGAGGGAUGACUCAUAUUCUGGACCAAAUUUGUGUCAGUGAGUUUGCCAUCAAGACAAGAAUAAAGGAAGUGCAAAAAGAAGGCAGGGACAGGAAGGUGAUGCUGGAAAAGCGCCGGAGGCAGGUGAGACUCGGGAACCUGAAGAAGGAGAAAAUGAAGAAGCUGGUCCUCUACCUGAAGAACGGAGUCGACUGCCUGUGCCAGCCGCUGGAACACCUGGACACCAGCUACCUCAUCGUGGGUCGGAAAGUCGAAAAACGCUACCUGCUGACCGGAAUUCACAAGUGGGACAAAUCCAGCAAAGAGUUCAAGAAGGCUCUGAAGAAACUGGAAAGCAAAAAUUGCCAUGACACAUUCUUGAAAUAAAAGUGACACAUGUGCGUUCUGAAAUCCUGCUUUCAAUCAUACACUUCAACAUCUCUAUAUAACCUUGUGUUUAGUUUUACAUUGUAGUAAAGUUUGUCCACAAUCCAGUAAUACGAGAAAAUAUCAGUCAUCAGUUGUAUCGAGAUUGAAAUUGCACAACAGAUGCAUCUGAAUUUAAGCACAAUCCAGAACUGCUGCGAUCCUCUGGACUCACUCAUAACACUAUUGCUAUGUUUCUCAAACCUUUUAAAAACAUUCAUUCAUCCAUAACAAUUAAAAUCUGUGAAAAUUUCAACAUGCAAGAGUUCUGCAUACUUGAUUUAAAAUGUAUUUCAGUGAACUGCCUUUUUGUGUGUGAAUGUGGAAAACCUGAUGCUCUGUGUUUGCAUUAAACCCGAUGCUCUGUUUUUGAGUUAAUCCCA